AUGGACCGACCGGGACAUUUAACUGAAGAUGAGGCUCUAUCUGUAUUCCUUGGUAUCGAGGAAGUGGACGAUAGCAGUGCUAGUAGUAACGCCAUCCAGGGGGAUAAGCAAUCCGAACCCGACGCACCUGUGCGUGAACGUAUCCCACGUCCGGCAAAUAAUUCGUUCCCUAAACGUGGUGCCGCGACUGCGCCAACAGCGCUUGGUGAGAUGCAUAACAUGGACCCAUCCAUCAUCAGUAACCCACUUGACGAGGAGCAACAACGCAUACUCGAUCAGGUGGAAAGCGCGCGGCGCAAAUUGGAAAUUCUGACCACAUUACAGCGAAACCGUGAAUACACAUUCACUCCGCCUGACGUGGUAGAAUGCAUCCGUCAAACAGCUGGACGUACUUUGGCAGGAUGGGACACUGGUCCCGAGGCAUAA
Molecule: messenger RNA, 426 nt
Organism: Peronospora matthiolae
Lineage: Eukaryota; Oomycota; Peronosporomycetes; Peronosporales; Peronosporaceae
Source: the annotation of a GenBank genome assembly